UUGCAGAACACUCUCUCCGUCUCUAGUUUCUGAGUUAUGGCGACUGUGGAAGGUAAGAAGAAUCCGCGACCAGGCAAAGGAGGAUAUGAAGGACAUGGGUUAACUGAAGAAGAAGCAAGAGUUAAAGCAAUAACAGAAAUUGUAAAUGGAAUGAUUGAGAAAUCAAAAAGAGGUGAAAAUGUAGACCUAAAUUCAUUAAAAUCAGCAGCGUGUAGAAAAUAUGGAUUGUCAAGAGCACCAAAACUUGUUGAAAUGAUAGCAGCGUUACCAGAAUCAGAACGUGAAUCAUUAUUACCAAGAUUAAAAGCUAAACCAGUACGUACAGCUUCUGGUAUUGCUGUUGUUGCUGUUAUGUCUAAACCUCAUAGAUGUCCACAUAUUGCUACUACUGGGAAUAUUUGUGUUUAUUGUCCUGGUGGUCCUGAUUCUGAUUUUGAGUAUAGCACUCAGUCUUAUACUGGGUAUGAACCUACGAGUAUGAGAGCUAUUCGUGCCAGAUACAACCCAUAUGUUCAAGCUAGGGGUAGAAUUGAUCAGCUGAAGCGACUUGGCCACAGUGCUGAUAAGAUUGAAUUCAUCUUAAUGGGUGGUACUUUCAUGUCACUGCCAGCUGAUUACCGGGACUAUUUUAUAAGAAAUCUUCAUGAUGCACUAUCAGGACAAACUUCUGCUAAUGUGGAGGAGGCUGUCUCUUACUCUGAGCAUAGUGCAGUGAAGUGUAUCGGCAUGACUAUUGAAACGAGGCCAGAUUAUUGCCUUGGACCUCAUCUGCGACAAAUGCUUAUUUAUGGUUGUACACGACUCGAGAUAGGAGUUCAGAGCACCUAUGAGGAUGUCGCUCGUGAUACUAAUAGAGGUCACACUGUAGCCGCUGUAGCCGAUUGUUUUUGCUUAGCAAAAGAUGCUGGGUUUAAGGUUGUUGCUCAUAUGAUGCCUGAUCUUCCAAAUGUCGGUGUUGAAAGGGAUAUGGAAAGUUUCCGUGAAUUUUUUGAGAGCCCAUCUUUUAGAGCGGAUGGUCUUAAAAUAUACCCUACACUUGUAAUCCGUGGAACUGGACUUUAUGAACUUUGGAAAACGGGCAGGUAUAGGAAUUACCCACCAGAGAGACUCGUCGACAUAAUUGCAAGAAUCCUAUCAAUGGUACCUCCAUGGACACGUGUUUAUAGAGUUCAGAGAGACAUCCCUAUGCCUUUGGUCACUUCUGGAGUCGAGAAGGGAAACCUACGAGAGUUGGCUUUGGCUCGAAUGGAUGACCUGGGCCUGAAAUGCCGUGAUGUUAGAACACGGGAAGCUGGAAUUCAGGACAUUCACCACAAAAUAAGGCCAGAUGAAGUAGAGCUCGUUCGAAGGGAUUACACUGCUAACGGGGGUUGGGAAACCUUCCUUUCAUAUGAAGAUACCCGGCAGGACAUUCUUGUUGGGUUGCUGCGCUUGCGUAAAUGUGGUCAGAACGUUACAUGCCCAGAACUCACUGGGAGGUGUUCAGUUAUCCGUGAACUUCAUGUGUAUGGAACUGCAGUUCCAGUGCAUGGGCGGGAUUCAGAUAAGCUGCAGCACCAGGGUUAUGGGACUCUAUUGAUGGAAGAGGCUGAGCGAAUUGCUCGGAGGGAGCACAGAUCAACAAAAAUGGGAGUAAUUUCUGGUGUUGGAACCCGCCACUACUACAGAAAGUUGGGCUACGAACUUGAAGGUCCUUACAUGGUCAAAUAUCUCGUGAAAUAGCUUUAAUGUAUCUCAUGUAACAGCUUAAUAUGGUAGAGUAUAACAAUUUUGUAACCUUAAGAUUUUCAAAUCAGAGAAUGUUUUAAGAUAAGUUUUGUGAGAGUUUUGUGAGAAGGUACGAAUCAAAACUGUGUAAGUUCCUGUUGGAUUAUUAAUGAUUUUAACGUAAAACUGGGAUACAUAAAUGUAUACAGUAUUUCCACA
Molecule: messenger RNA, 1926 nt
Organism: Papaver somniferum (opium poppy)
Lineage: Eukaryota; Viridiplantae; Streptophyta; Magnoliopsida; Ranunculales; Papaveraceae
Product: elongator complex protein 3
Exons: 9
Coding region: 37-1722 (561 amino acids)
Biological process (GO): tRNA wobble base 5-methoxycarbonylmethyl-2-thiouridinylation
Cellular component (GO): cytoplasm; elongator holoenzyme complex; nucleus
Molecular function (GO): acyltransferase activity, transferring groups other than amino-acyl groups; iron-sulfur cluster binding
Source: RefSeq, a predicted model, not a curated record